GUUGUUGGCUAGAGUGUUAUGCUACUAAUGAUGGAUUAUAUUAAUUUUUUCUCCUUUUUCUUUUUGUUCUUGAAGAGCAAAUAUGUUGGGGAUGAGCAAGAACAUAGAUACCUGCAGAUGGCAGGAGUAAAUUUGAUGGAUAAAACGUUGAUUGUUCAGGGCGCUCGGAUUUCGUUUAGCAUGUGGGAUGUGGGAGGCAACCAGAGUUCGAUAGCUCAUGUUCCAAUCGCCUGUAAAGAUGCAGUAGCAAUUUUGUUCAUGUUUGAUCUUACUAGUAGGCGCACGCUAAACAGUGUCAUUGGAUGGUACAGUCAAGCAAGAAAAUGGAACCAGACAGCAAUUCCCAUACUAAUUGGGACUAAAUUUGAUGAUUUUGUGAGACUUCCCCCAGAUCUGCAGUGGACAAUUGUAACCCAGGCCAGGGCUUAUGCAAAGGCUAUAAAGGCGACCCUCUUCUUCUCAAGUGCAACCCACAACAUCAAUGUGAACAAGGUCUUCAAAUUUAUCUUGGCCAAGCUUUUUAACUUGCCUUGGAAAAUAGAGAGAAAUUUGACUAUUGGCGAGCCAAUCAUCGAUUAUUAAAUUUUUGAAAUGUAUUCUUUUACUUCACUCAUUCUGUGUACAUAUUUUUUUGGGGAAAAAAAAGAUGGGGAAUGAUAACUAAUCAUUUUUCUCUUUUUACACAACUUUGUUUGAUUUUGUUUGUUGUUUUCGGUUUGAUUAAUUCACCAUGGUGGGUGUGUGAGAGGAGAAAAAUUAGAUGUUGUUUUGCAUUUAGGGUUCACCCCUGUCUAUCAUGUUAUUUGGUGAUUAGUCAGAUAAUGAUAGAAGAAGAGACAUAAUGAUAUUUGGUCUACCUUCCUCACUCAUUGUUUACCACGUGGAUUUUGUCUUCACGUAAAAAUGAGUGUUAAAUGUGUUUAAAAUUAUACUCUGUUUGCGGAUAAUCAAGCCUAGUGUGGUUGAGUUGAUUGUAAUUUUGGGAAUAGUUGACGUUUGUAGUCUUUUGUGCGGGACGAUUUUUUU
Molecule: messenger RNA, 1026 nt
Organism: Malus domestica (apple)
Lineage: Eukaryota; Viridiplantae; Streptophyta; Magnoliopsida; Rosales; Rosaceae
Source: RefSeq, a predicted model, not a curated record